AUGGUGCUGGUGAUGGUUGCAUCAGCCGCAGAUGUCCUCCUCGUCCAAGCAUCUGGCACAGCCCAGGCCCCGCCGUGCCCUCCUGCCCAGCUCUACGUCACGUCCCGUCACCUCACAGGGCCUCUUACUCGGGAGGAAGUGAGCGUAGUGUCGGAGGAAGCGCCCGAGUGUGGAGGCUUUGUGGACGUCAACAAGAAAGCAGCAGUGGUUUGGACACUACAGGACAUGACGAGACCAUCAGACAAUGAUGAACCUCCCAAAGGCCACAAAAGGGGCCGGGGUAAGAGGAAGAGGUCUCGGAGCUCUACGAGGCCAUCGGGGCGGAGGCUGGCGGCGCUGAGAUGCAGCUCUAGCUCAAGCUGCAGCUCCACCACUUACUCCCUGGCCAGGUCCCCUGGCGGCGCUCGGCUCAGCCCCCAGACCCUCCAUGAAGGGCCUCUGAGGAGAAUGCAGAGACGCCCAGCCAUGACGUCCAAGAUGGUGGGGCACAGAUACCGCCUCGGGAAGAGUCAUCCCACUGACCUGGCUCAGACGCUGGCCGAAGCCCUUGCACAUGAGCCCUGCCCAGGAGAUGAGAUGCCAGGGCCCUCGAAGAGGCCUGUCCCCCUACAAGAUGAGCACCGUCCAAAAAGGAGGAGGAAGUCAGGGAGGCUCCAGCAGUCCUCUGAGCAGCCUGAAAGCACAGAUUCCUCUGAGGCUGUCAGACCUGCCAAAGCCCCGCGCAAAGCACGCUUGGAGCGGCUUUAUCAGAAGGGGCCAUUACUAGGGAAAGGUGGGUAUGGGUCUGUUUUCAGUGGAGUGCGAAAGUUCGACGGAUUACCGGUGGCAAUUAAAUUUGUGUCCAAACUCCAAGCCGAGGAAGAGAUAGAGCUUGUGAGUAUGGGUCCUCUCCCGCUGGAGGUGGCCUUGAUGAAGCGCGUGUGUGCGGCGCCCGAGAGCGCCGGCGUCCUCCACGUGCUGGACUGGUUCAACCUGCAGACCCAGUACGCCCUGGUGCUGGAGCGGCCCGAGCCCUGCCAGGACCUCCUGGCCUUCUGCCUGGACCGCGGCGGCCGCGUGGAUGAGGGCCUGGCCCGCCGGGUGACCACGCAGCUGAUCGGCGCCCUGCUCCACUGCGCACGCCGCGGCGUUCUCCACCGCGACGUCAAGCCGGAGAACAUCCUGAUCCGCACGGACACGCACGCCAUCAAGCUGUUUGACUUUGGUUGCGGAGACCUGUGGAAGAGCACUGCCUACAAGGAUUUCGCAGGCACUCUGGAUUACAUUCCUCCAGAGUGGUUUCUCCGGGGGAAGUACCACGCCGGCCCCGCCACGGUCUGGUCUGUCGGCGUGACCUUGUACAGCAUGGUCUCCGGCUUCCUCCCCUUCGGCAGCCCCAGGCAGAUCAUUACGGGCAGACUGCGGUUGGACGAUGACCUGUCUCAAGAGUGCCGUGACCUGAUCCGCUGGUGUCUGAGUCCCAAAGCGGCGGAGCGGCCCACUCUGGAGCAGAUGCAGCUCCACCCCUGGCUCCAGUAGAGCAGCCUCAGAUUGGAUUCGUUUGUGCCCCCAUCCUGUCUGGGUAUAAAGCCGGAGACGGCUCAUCCAUCUGUUCUGAAGAAUUUUAAAGCUUUGAACAAAAACUCCUAUUGAGAGAGGAAAAAAAGAUCUAAAGUGAAGAAGAUAAGGAAACCAAUUGAGGAGUCCAUGCUGGGAGGCUACCCAGGCGAAAAU
Sardina pilchardus (European sardine) is the source of this 1713-nucleotide messenger RNA. RefSeq names its product serine/threonine-protein kinase pim-1-like. Gene Ontology annotation, cellular component: cytoplasm. Gene Ontology annotation, molecular function: protein serine/threonine kinase activity; ATP binding. The transcript is spliced from 9 exons. Gene Ontology annotation, biological process: protein autophosphorylation; negative regulation of apoptotic process; regulation of mitotic cell cycle. Lineage: Eukaryota; Metazoa; Chordata; Actinopteri; Clupeiformes; Clupeidae. The coding region runs from base 1 to 1518 and encodes 505 amino acids. The record is from RefSeq and is a predicted model, not a curated record.